Messenger RNA from Marchantia polymorpha subsp. ruderalis, 1783 nucleotides. NCBI's taxonomy places the organism in Eukaryota, Viridiplantae, Streptophyta, Marchantiopsida, Marchantiales, Marchantiaceae. The record is from the annotation of a GenBank genome assembly.
GGAGACGGGAAGGAAGGUAUUUUUCGAGCGAGAGGGAGGGAGGCGAGGGAGCGGAGCGAGGAACAGCAGGAAGCAGAAGAGAGACGGGACGGGACGGGACGAGAGAGACGAGCGCAGCGCGGAUCGAUCGACGACCGGAGCAGCGGCAGCAGCAGCAGCAGCAGAAGAGUCGAGCGGAGCAGAUCGAUCGACGACGUCUGUCUGUCUUUCUGUCUGUCGGUCUGUCUGUCUGCCUGUCUGCCUGUGUAGACGCCGAGCGGACGAGGAGGAGGAGGAGGAGGAGGAGGAGGAGGCGCUGCCCUGCCCUGCCCCGGCCUGCCCUGCUGCCCGAGUUCACAGCAAGCAAGGAAUUGUCGUGGGGUUGUCAAGAAGGGCGGGCGAGCGAGAGCCUUAGAGUGCGAGCACGGCAAGGCCAGGCCAGGCCCGGCAACGGACGAGCGAGCGAGUGGAGCAGCAGCAGCAUCAGCGACGACGACGACGACGACGAGCGAGUCGUAGCAAGGAGGAGGAGGAAAGGCGGAGCGGAGCGGCGGAGAAAGAGGAGGAGAUGUUUUUGUUCGAUUGGUUCUACAGUGUUCUUGCGACACUAGGGCUAUGGCAGAAGGAGGCCAAAAUUUUGUUCCUCGGUCUCGAUAACGCCGGAAAGACGACCUUGCUACAUAUGUUGAAAGACGAGAGGUUGGCUCAACAUCAGCCCACGCAGUAUCCCACCUCGGAAGAAUUAAGUAUUGGAAAAAUCAAGUUCAAAGCUUUUGACCUGGGAGGCCACCAGAUCGCACGGCGAGUUUGGAAGGACUACUACGCCAAGGUGGACGGCAUAGUGUACUUGGUGGAUGCGGCUGACAAGGAGAGGUUUGCUGAGUCGAAGAAGGAGCUCGAUGCGCUUCUUUCGGAUGAUUCGCUCGCUCAAGUUCCGUUCCUAGUAUUGGGCAAUAAAAUUGACAUUCCUUACGCAGCUUCGGAAGAUGAGCUUCGGUCACACUUGGGCCUUACCAACUACACGACAGGCAAGGGCAAGGUCAACCUAGGCGAGAGUCACAUGAGGCCGAUUGAGGUCUUCAUGUGCAGUAUUGUCCGAAAGAUGGGCUACGGUGAUGGAAUCAAGUGGAUGUCUCAGUACAUAAAGUAAAGCUUUACUGGUUCCUGAUUUCAAAAAAUGAUGGGAAGGAGUCCAGGUGUCCAUAUUCUGUGUCAAUUAGGUCUUCGCAUCGAAGAGAUCGUGUUUGCUGUAUGAGACAGUGAAGGUAAUUUCUGGGCUGUUAUUACAAAUUGAACUCCACCAAUUUUCUACGGGGACUGGUAGGAUCUACUUCGCAGUCUCCUUCUCCUGGUGCAUUAGCAGGCCAAGAAGUUGAGCGCUAGCUGCGGCACUAGUCUGCCAGUCCGGCCUCUUUGUUGCCAACUAGUUCAAGGGCGUUGCUUUUUACACGACAUGCAUUCACAUAUUGCUAUAUUCAGUUAUAUUCUGGCACUUACCGACUUCAGCUUUUUAUUACUUUGGAUAUUGCCGUGUCUUUGCUACUCAAUGAAGGUCGGAGGUAAAGAGUUUCCCCAACACGGCUCAGCACUUGACAUUACACGAGCGUGUCGGAAGAGCCUCAUUUUCUUUACCAUAUGGAGUAUGUUCAUCCGGAUUACUCUUUUCUCUGAUGUGCUGUAUUGAACUUUUAAACCCAUAUUGAGUUAGUAUCGUAGUCCCAGUUUCAGAAGGAAAAUAAUUUGCAAGGCCCUCCUCGAAGUUAAAUUUUUCCAGGAUUUGGGAAGAAAUUUUUCUAUGCAACCG